AUGAUGAUUGAAAGCAUAGAUGCCACGUAUUUUUACUUGCACUUGAUUGAUGAUCUGCCAGUAGAGGCCCAUCCAAUUCCAGUUGAGAAUCUUCCACAAGACGAGGACCCAGUGGAUCCGCAAGCAAUUGAAGAUGAGGACCCCAUGAAUCUACCAGUGUUUGAGGACCCCAUGGAUUUGCAAGUGGUCGAUGACCAGCUAGUUGAUAAUCAGGCCCAGCACCCGGUUGAGGAUGAGUGA
This is a messenger RNA of Prunus armeniaca (apricot), 240 nucleotides long. The record is from the annotation of a GenBank genome assembly. NCBI's taxonomy places the organism in Eukaryota, Viridiplantae, Streptophyta, Magnoliopsida, Rosales, Rosaceae.